This is a messenger RNA of Aspergillus niger, 600 nucleotides long. RefSeq lists its product as uncharacterized. The record is from RefSeq and is a predicted model, not a curated record. Lineage: Eukaryota; Fungi; Ascomycota; Eurotiomycetes; Eurotiales; Aspergillaceae. The coding region runs from base 1 to 600 and encodes 199 amino acids. Gene Ontology annotation, molecular function: acetyltransferase activity. The transcript has 3 exons.
AUGGAUCUGCAAGAGAAUCGAGAACGCAUGCGCCGCGGCGAGCUCUACCAUGCCUUCGUCUCCGAUCUCACAGCUGAUCGAGCGCGUUGCGCCAGUGCCUGUCGCCGCUUCAACAAUGCAGGUGACGUGUCUCGUCGACAGUCCCUCGAGUUGUGGAAAGAUCAGGAUCCCGCCGAGGAUGAUAAGCUCUUAGCGAAGCAUCCUUGGAUCGAGCCUCCCAUUCGCAUGGACUACGGGUACAAUGUGAAGGUGGGAGAAGGCGCCUUCAUCAAUUUCGACUGUGUUAUUAUCGACACCUGCUUGGUGACCAUUGGGGCGCGCACCUUGUUCGGUCCCAAGGUCAGUCUUUAUAGUGGCACGCACCCUCUUGAUCCGGCCGUGCGCAAUGGAACGGAAGGUCCAGAAUCAGGCAAAGAAAUACAUAUUGGUGAGGAUUGCUGGCUCGCAGGGAAUGUGACUGUGUUGCCGGGAGUGACGAUCGGAAAAGGUGCGGUUAUUGGGGCUGGAAGUGUGGUGACCAAGGAUGUUCCCGCAUUUCAUUUGGCUGUGGGAAACCCAGCGAGAGUGAUUCGCAAGAUUGAGACCUCAAUGAAGGAGUAA